Trichomonas vaginalis G3 is the source of this 1086-nucleotide messenger RNA. RefSeq names its product chitinase protein. Gene Ontology annotation, molecular function: oligosaccharide binding; chitin binding. Lineage: Eukaryota; Parabasalia; Trichomonadida; Trichomonadidae. The coding region runs from base 1 to 1086 and encodes 361 amino acids. The record is from RefSeq and is a predicted model, not a curated record. The transcript has a single exon. Gene Ontology annotation, biological process: carbohydrate metabolic process. Gene Ontology annotation, cellular component: extracellular region.
AUGUUUAUAUAUCUUUUUUCAAUAUCUCUUGUCUAUCCGAUGUAUAGCUACACGGAAGACAGUGUUUUUGAUAAAGGCAUAACAGAAGGUAAAGUCGAAAUCAAACAAAUCCUUAAUAAUUACGAUGAAGUCAGCGAAAAUCAGCCUCCUAUCUAUUCAGCACGUGGCAAACAAGUAUUGGGCUUCGUUACACCAUGGAAUAAAGAUGGUUAUCGUCUUGCCGAGGAGUUCGGCCAAAAAUUCACAAUUAUUGUACCUACUUGGUUCUUUGCUGAGAUCGAUGACAAGAAAUUGGUUAUCAAAGGUACAGAUGCUGUCGAAACAAACUGGUUAAAAUCAAUGAAACAAAAGCAUCCAAAAACCUUAAUCGCUCCACGCUUAAUUUUCCAGAUUCAGCCACAAAUUUUCUACCAAGCCAACAAGCAAAUCUUCCAGGAGUUCAGACAGCAAAUGGCUACCAUUAUUGAGUCAUAUAAUUUGGAUGCAAUCUUUUUAGAAGUUCCUCAGUACGUAAUGCAUCCACAAACAUGCCAAUUUGUUCCAGCUCUUAUCAAAGAAAUCAGAGUUGCUUUUGGACGCAAGAAAGGCAAAGUUUUCUGUGAAAUGCCAGUAAUUUUCAGAGGAUACACAGAUUUAGUUCAAAAACACUUAAAACGUAUCUCCGACCAAGCAGAUUUAGUUUACAUGUCAGCAUACGAAAUCCCAGGCACCACAGCGAUUUGUCCAAAGAAUGCGAUCACAGAGAUCAUUGAUUGGCUCAAGACAGUUGGAAUUCCACGUAAGAAAUUCAUGGUUGGCCUUCCUUUCUUCGGAAUGGACUUCGGAGGCUCAAAUAAUGCACCAACUUACGUUGAAGGAAUGAAAUUCAUCCAAACACUCAAUGAAUCAAAGGUUUCGCCAAAAUAUCUCCAGGUUUAUGAUGAAACAGCAUAUUUCUACAGCAGAUCUAAGUCUUCUCAUCAAAUGUUCUAUCCAUCACUUCAAGAUCUCGACGUCAGAAUGAAAUUGAUUGAUAAAGAGAAUAUUGCUGGCUUUGGAAUUUGGGAACUCGCUCAGGGAUUACCUUAUUUCUUUGAUCUCCUCUAA